This is a messenger RNA of Coregonus clupeaformis (lake whitefish), 382 nucleotides long. Its product is annotated as extensin-3-like. Lineage: Eukaryota; Metazoa; Chordata; Actinopteri; Salmoniformes; Salmonidae. The transcript has 2 exons. The record is from RefSeq and is a predicted model, not a curated record. Bases 80 to 382 code for a protein of 100 amino acids.
CUCUCUCCUCUCCUCCCCUCCUCUCUCCUCUCUUGUCUCUCUCCAGGCGUUGGACUUCAGUGAUGAUGAGGCAGAACAGAUGAUGAAAAGGAAGAAGAAGAAGGGGAAUGUUCAGAAGAGUGAGAGAGAAAGAGGACAGAGAGCCCAGCAACAACCAGACAGAGAUUCCGUCACCAGACCACAGAUGUCCCAGAGGCCUUUGCAACAGAGUCGUCCACCCCGCCGUGACAACUGGGGUCCCCCACCCCGAUACGAAGGGGCUCCAUUCUACCCCCACCAGCCCCACUACCCCUACCCUCCCCCUUACCAGCCCCAGUCCUUCCCCCUCUACCCUCCCCCUCCUCCCUCCCACAUGUCCUUCCCCUGGCCCCCUCCCCCCUAA